This is a messenger RNA of Cutaneotrichosporon oleaginosum, 781 nucleotides long. RefSeq lists its product as uncharacterized. The record is from RefSeq and is a predicted model, not a curated record. Lineage: Eukaryota; Fungi; Basidiomycota; Tremellomycetes; Trichosporonales; Trichosporonaceae.
GAGCGGACCCGUUGUUCCUCAAUAACAACAUGUACGAUCCGACCUCGCCCCUCACAGCUCCUCCGUCGCGCUACCGUAUCGAGUCCGACUCGUCCGAUGAGGAGGGAGAGGGUGCCUACCCGUCCUCCACGCGCCCCUCGCGCCCCUCGCCUUCUGCGGCGGUCCAAAUCGUCCUCCUCCCCAUCGACCCCGCGAAUCCCAAUCCUCUGUCCGCGACCGGCGCGGCCGUCAUCGGGAUUGGGCAGGCAGGCAAGUUCCUUCUUCGCCUCGUUUCGGGGCGUCCCAUCUUUCGGGUGGAAGUGGGGAAUCGGCCGGCCGGCAUGGGCAUCGCGGUGGACGGCGGCGUGGUCGUCGCGCUACAAGAUGGACCAGCGGAGGCGGCGGCGAACAUCGUCACGGAGGUUGCUACGACUCUGAAGGCGUCGUCCUGGACCCUGUUCUCCUCCUAUGUGCCGAGCAUGUACAUCCCGCAGCCGGGUGAAGAAGUGCCCGCCGACCCACCAGUGCGCGUACUCUCCUCCAUGGACGUCACGGGAGUAGGCUACGAUGCACCCAACUACGUGACGGGGCUUGCGGGCGCCUUCUUAUCUCAGGUGAGUGCUCCCGCAGUGAUCAUCACCGCUGGCAGCUGCCUUCUGCGUCAUUGACAUCAGGCCGCACACCCUGCCGGCGCCAUCUCCAGCGCGACCCUGUACCUCCUUCCGCUCCCGCUGUCGCAGCUCCCAAACUCGGCCCUCAAGCCGGCUCUGGACGCGCUCCCCCCCUCUCUCUCCAAGGCGCU